AUGGCUACCAGCAUGACCGACGGAGAUUUAGUUUGGAAAAGUAGUGGAUUCAUUUCUGGCGUAAUUUGCUGUAGGAACAUGUUUACCCAUACACACUGGAUACUUUUAUUUCUCCUCAUUACGGCGAGACAGUGUUGGGGCGAUGAAGGGUAUGAGAUGGAAGAGUUUCUGAAGAGGGAGUACUCGCUGAUAAAGCCGUACCAAGGUUUGGGCUCCUCAAGCUCUUCCCACUGGGAUCUCAUGGGUACUGCCAUGAUAACCACAGACCAUGUGCGCCUGACGCCAGAUUUGCAGAGCAGGCAGGGGGCAGUGUGGAGCCGCAUUCCCUGUUAUCUACGUGACUGGGAGCUCCAUGUUCACUUCAAGAUUCAUGGCCAGGGGAAGAAAAACCUAAAUGGUGAUGGGUUGGCAUUGUGGUACACUAAGGAGCGCAUGCAGACCGGCCCAGUGUUUGGUAAUAUGAACCUCUUCACUGGCCUUGGGGUGUUUGUGGACACAUACCCCAAUGAGGAGAAACACCAAGAGGCGCAGAAGAAGUAUACCCUUCACACACAGCGGAUCUUCCCAUACGUGUCGGCGAUGGUGAGCAACGGCAGUCUUAGCUAUGACCACGAGCGGGACGGGCGUCCGACAGAGCUGGGCGGGUGCACCGCUAUCGUGCGCAACCUCAACCACGACACCUUCCUGCUGAUCCGAUACGCCCGCCGCAGACUGACGGUCAUGAUUAACAUCGAAGGGAAGCAAGAGUGGCGUGACUGUCUGGAUGUGCCAGGAGUGCGGCUGCCUCAGGGCUACUUCUUUGGGGCCUCGUCCAUCACUGGAGACCUGACAGACAACCAUGAUUUGAUCUCUCUGAAGCUGUACCAAUUGACAGUACCACGCAGUGAGCAGCAGGAGGAGGAAGAAGAGAGAGAGGAAAUCACAAUUCCCAGUGUGGACAACAUGGAACUGCUCAAUGUGGAGAUUCAGGAAGAAGGAACGAGUGGAGUCACCUUGUUCUUCACAGUCCUCUUCUCCUUGUUGGGCAUCUUUGUGCUGGUGGUUGUUGGCCUCGUCUUGUACAGCCGCUGGAAGGAGAACAGUCGUAAGCGGUUCUACUGAGACAUAAAGAAUGGCCUUUUCGUCUUAUGGCAAGAACGAAAAUGUGAUAACUAUUUACCAACGCACUGAGAGACAAUACUGGUCUCAUCAUCACAACCAAGAGAACUGACCCCCCCAGCCUUCAUGCCAACCACCCUCCCACAGCUGCCCCACCCCUGGUUUUAACCCCAAGGUUGAUAGGAGGAACUGUGAUGUUUCUGCCUCCUUCCCUUUCAGGCCAUCCCCACAAAUGCAUUUGAGUCCAAAUGAGAAGAAUCUUUCACAGAAAAAGCCAAUUGGCUGUCUGCACCAUUGCUGUUAUGUGGUACUUGAGAGUAUGGUCAUGUUAUGGAAUGUGGGAAUUGCCAAGAUGGGUCUGCACUGACACAGAUCGAUCCAAGACCUGCGGCUUUUCCCACAUGCCAGUCAUUUGUGUUCUUAACUGAUGCUGAUGUUGCCAAUUGUGUGUCAGCUUUCACAUAGACAUUUUGCCUGGCUGCGCAUGCCAGUGUCCCAUUUUGACAAAGCUAGUUUUUAUUUGAAGGAGGCAUGAAUACACCGUGAUGUUUGGAAUAACGUAGCCAUGUAAGGCAAAAAUUAUUUUUACACCUUCGGGAGGCCUGCCUUUCCCCCCACUCAUAUUGUUCUUCAUUUUCAAGAAAACGGCAAAGUUCAGGAUAUGAAAGUAAUGUUUUAUACAAGAAGAACUACAGCACAGGUAUAGUGAAUGCAUCAUUAUCUGUAAUUUUAGGUCGUUUCUUUGGCCAAUGGAGACCCUAAUAGUACAUACUUAAAAUGAUUGUGCUGUGCUAGACGAUGGGGUACCUUAUGACUCUAUGGCUUGGAAGCCACUUUGUUUGCUACAGGUUUAUCACAGUACCUCAUACCUCUGAAGGGCCCGCUGUAUUAUGACUAGUAUUGUGCCACGAGGGGUGAAAAGGAAAACUACAUUAGAAAAGCCCCUCAUAUUAAUUUAGAACUUUCUUUUCCCAUUUUGAUUUUACCUGGAAAUCCUGGAAGUUUUUGUUUUCUUCUGUAGAUGUUUAAGUCAUUUUUGUAAGACAGUUAAGUCACCUUAAUGAUUUCUGUCAAAAUGUAUGUUGGUGCGGGUGAAAAUUCAGUCCCUUUGUAGGUAAUCAAAUCAUGAUAUAGUCUGUGAUUGUGAAGGACAGGGUUUUAUUCUGUGUACUAAUGCUUAGUGUGAAGGGACAGUUCCCCUUCUUGCGCUUCAUGUUGUUUGAGAGUAUGGGGACCUCCCAAUCCAGUACAUUUGGCUGCAGCAGCUGUUUUUAAUCACAUAAUGUUUACCAACAACCAUAGUGAAGGCAGUCCAGUUAGUCAGUCCUGUUUAGCUUGUGAUUAGGCUUUAGAGAGUUUAGCCUAAUUAGAUGCUAGUAGCCAAAUGUGUCUAGGCUGGAAUUUGAAUCGGAGCUUUGAAGUAACUGCUAACCACCUACAGAAACUAGUUUUUGGUGCUGCAAGUGGUAUUCAAGAUGGCAAACAUUGACAUAUUGUUUAAAGCUGGUUUGUACUUUGUUUUGUUUUAGUAGUUUAGGAUUAU
This is a messenger RNA of Megalops cyprinoides (Indo-Pacific tarpon), 2641 nucleotides long. Its product is annotated as VIP36-like protein. NCBI's taxonomy places the organism in Eukaryota, Metazoa, Chordata, Actinopteri, Elopiformes, Megalopidae. Gene Ontology annotation, cellular component: endoplasmic reticulum membrane; COPII-coated ER to Golgi transport vesicle; endoplasmic reticulum-Golgi intermediate compartment. The transcript has 9 exons. Gene Ontology annotation, molecular function: D-mannose binding. The coding region runs from base 1 to 1101 and encodes 366 amino acids. Gene Ontology annotation, biological process: endoplasmic reticulum organization; endoplasmic reticulum to Golgi vesicle-mediated transport; Golgi organization. The record is from RefSeq and is a predicted model, not a curated record.